Molecule: messenger RNA, 3581 nt
Organism: Tribolium castaneum (red flour beetle)
Lineage: Eukaryota; Metazoa; Arthropoda; Insecta; Coleoptera; Tenebrionidae
Gene: ex
Product: expanded
Exons: 4
Coding region: 257-3310 (1017 amino acids)
Biological process (GO): positive regulation of hippo signaling
Cellular component (GO): cytoplasmic side of apical plasma membrane; cytoskeleton
Source: RefSeq, a predicted model, not a curated record
GAUGUUUUGCCGCGGAGUGUACCUGACCGCUCCAGAGUUGAAAUAGGGAAUUUAGUCGAAGAACACCUUUGCCGGUUGAUAGAGACGGCGCUCUCUGGCUCUGCGAAAGCACGUGUGUGGUGCCUGUGGGUGCUCUGUGUUGUGAAUUCACCCGAAUUGGGAAUUGCGCCGGAAUGGGGCUGCGGAGGGACGGUUUUUCGGAUUUUUCUUUCGGCACAUGGUGAGCGGGCAACCCCCUUGAAGAGAUGAGCGGGUCAUGCGCGCCGGCCUGUGCACGGUAAGCGCCCCUCUGGCCGCGUGCAGCCCGGCAGCAGCGCUACCCCCGUCGGCUCGCUUCUUGGCCCUGCAUUUGCUGCACCAACAAACCCUCUACUUCAUCGUACAGGCCAAAUCCAGGGUCAGGGAACUGUACCAGCAGACAUGCCUACACUUCGCCCAACAGGGGAUGCUCGACACCGACUUGUUCGGGCUGGCCCUCAUCUGCGAUGGCGAGUACCUGUUCGCCGAGCUCGAUAGUAAGCUCUCAAAGUACGCGCCCAAAAGUUGGCGUUCGUCGCACAGCCAUGGCUUGGACGCAAACGGGCGUCCGGCCCUCGCCUUCUACUUCCGCGUCCAGUUCUACGUGGACAGCCCUCUCCUCCUGCGCGAUGAAACGACCCGCCACCACUACUACCUUCAGCUCCGUCUUAACGCUUCUUCUGGAGCCGCUGGCGACGUCGCCAUGCACCUGGCCGGUCUGGCCCUCCAGGCGGACCUCGGCGACCGAACCGACUCCACCACGUUCCGGCCCGAGGACUACGUCCCGCCGAACCUACGCGGGCCCGCUGCUCUGCGCACCAUCCAGGUGCUGCACCGCUCCCACCGCGGGCUGUCCAAGACCGAGGCGCGGUCCCGGUUCAUAACGGAGGCCUGCCAGCUGGAGGAGCCCGUCAACGCGCACGUCUUCCGCCUGCGGGCCUCCAAGGCCGAGCAGGCGCCCGGCUCCAUCCUCCUGGCCGUCUGCGCCAAGGGGCUGAAGGUCUGCCCCGACAACAACCCGCCCUCGAUCUUCCUCUGGAGCUCCAUCGGCAAGCUCAGCUUCGAGCGCAAGAAGUUCGAGAUACGGACGGGGCACGAGAAGCUGACGCUGUACACCAGCAGCGACGAGAAGAGCCGCCUGCUGCUGGCGCUGUGCAAGGCGGCGCAUCUGUUCAGCAUGGCCGUGGCACCGAGGCUCAGCGAGGCGCGCCGGGAGGAGGAGGAGAAGCAGCGAUGGGACUGCGAUCAGAGGAUUUCGGUCAUUUCGAGCACCUCGUCGAACACGACGUCGGGGAUUGUCAGCGACCGGGUGCACAGCGAGGACGAGUUGGAGAUUAUGAUCACGAGUCCGCCGGCACCUUCUACGGAGAGUUUGGCUCUGGCUCACCUGCUGGACAGUGCGCCAGCUAGCAGCCGAACCUCGGCGGCGUCCGCGACGGCUGCGCUUUCCGCACUCUCGCUCAAGGAGGACGAGGAAGAGGGCACCAAGCCGGCGUGCAGCGAGAGUUCGGCCAAAACGGCCGCGAGCGGGAACAAGUGUGCAGGAUCGCAAUGCAGCUCGUCGUGCAGUACGGUCGUCGUGACGCCGGUGCAAAAUAAAACCAAAGGCCGCAGACCCUCAACCAGCAGCAGCCUCGAACUCGGUUACUCCCACACGGCCCAAAACUCAGCCGUCAGUGACGCCACCUGCAUCGAGCUCGACACCCGCGAGCCCGUCUACACCUCGGGCCCGGCGCCCAGCAGCCACACGAGCGGCGUCUACACCCUCACCUCCAGCGACCAGUACACCCUAAGCUCGGACCAGUUCGCCAGUCAGAGCGACCAAGUGGACGGCCCCUUCAGAGACAGGUCCAACUCCAAUGUGAGCAACUCGGGCUCGUUCCACGGCGAUGGCAGCGACCCCACCGACAACAAACAAGCGCUGCUGUCGGCCGAGGAACUCUCCGACCUGAUUGUGGGCCGCUACCCCAGCUGCAAAAGCGUCAGCCAUACGCUGGAUUCGGACUCUGAUUACGUGACCCUUCCGUCGAGUUAUCAGGGCUACGUCCCGGUGCCCCCUAAGCGGAUCGACAGCGCGGCGGAGCAGAGAUUCAGGCCCCCGCCGCCCCCAUACGGGGCCCAAUUGGUCAAGACGCCGCCAACUGAAGCCACAGAGUUUGACGACCAGAGUUUUGUCUCGGAGUUGUCGCGGGAGCCGCCCCCGUACCCCGAAAACCCGACCCCGGUACCACCCCCAGUGUACCCCUCCGAGGAGGCGGCAGCCCGGUUCAUAACCACCCGAUCCCCGAGUAUCCUAACAGCGCAUGCAAGCAGUGUUGGAGCGUCUUCAGCGAGUUAUUCAACCCCAAGUUCCGUUCCUCCAAUCCCCCCCAAAAUCCCACGUGGGGUGCCUCCAAUCAAUGCCAUUAUCACACCAAAUAAUUAUCUGGACGUUGCUGCUAGCAAAGCCAGUGUUUUGGUCCCUUGUACCUUCCUCCCACCUCCACCUCCUGCCCCCAGACAACCACCGCCGCCGCCCCCAGCCUUGGCCACGGUCUACACCAGCCAGCUGUCCCGCUCCCAAAUCGAACAAUACAAACAACAAAUGUACAGUGACGUUGAUUUCGUCAUGUUCCCACUGAAGGAACCAGCAAUCAGCAAACAGGAAUAUCUGGAAGCUAAGCUGGCAGCACUGGUCCAAACCCAACCGGUGUUUUACCGCAGCACCUCCUACUUGGGCCGUUACGCCUCCAGCCAGAACCUCUCCGACACUUACGUGCAGCUCCCGGUGUACGGGGGGCUGGAGCCGCCGCCGCCGCCGCUGCCCCCGAACCGCCCGCGGUUCAUGCGGACGCGCUCCGACGACAAUAUCUUGAAUUCGCUGGACGCGCCGCAGCCGCCGUUCCGGAGGCGGCUGCCGCCGCCGCCGCCCGUCGAGGAGAAGCCCAAGUGCGAGGCGAAAGCCGAGUGUGACAAGGGGUUGGAUAUUCGUACUUUGAGGGAAAAGAGCAAGAAAAUGGACUUGCCGCUGAUUUCCGCGUUGUGCAAUGAUCGGUCUCUGAUAAAGCAGACGAAAGCGUUCGUGGUUCCGAAGCAUCCGGGCGAGGUGACGCCGCGAUCGUUGACUAGCACGCGAGCGAAGUACCCAGUGUCGGGCCUGAGCAGCACCAGGAUCAGCAAGACCACGAGGAAGAUGCCGUCGAUCAGCCACCGGCACCCCGGGGACAAGCUGCCGGAGAUCCCGAGGGCGCAGCCGAACAAUUACGUGACGGAUCCGCACGCCAAACACAAAACUAUGCAGUCACAUUCGUGAACUGAGCGUUCCAGUGCUAGAGUAGAGGAAUUGUUAUACUCAGGGUGCCAUCAUUGCAAUAUGUUAGGUUUAGGAAGGGGCCGAUCUUUUGGGCAAACGAGGGCUGGUUACGCAUUUUGACGAAAUAUCGGUGCCUUUUGCCAUCCCUGUAUGUACAUAAAUGGUCAUUUUUUAAUACCGCACGUAAGUUUACAGUACAUAAUGUAUGUUUAGCAAUAAUGUAUACACUUGCUCAACUUUUAUUAUUAAAAUAAUUAUAUUUUUAACUUUG